Molecule: messenger RNA, 8813 nt
Organism: Spodoptera litura
Lineage: Eukaryota; Metazoa; Arthropoda; Insecta; Lepidoptera; Noctuidae
Gene: Dcr-1
Product: Endoribonuclease Dcr-1
Biological process (GO): siRNA processing; pre-miRNA processing; apoptotic DNA fragmentation
Cellular component (GO): cytoplasm; RISC-loading complex; nucleus
Molecular function (GO): protein binding; ribonuclease III activity; RNA binding
Source: RefSeq, a predicted model, not a curated record
UUUGCGAACUCCGGCUGACUCCGGCGGUGAAGCUAUCGUAAAAUACUGUUUGUUUAACAGAAAGACGAUAAAAUUUGUAUUCAUAACGAACUAUAUAGUUACUAUUUACUACCAAUACAUUUAUGGCGGUUAAAUACCGGCCGCUUUAGGCUACAGCUUGUGUUUUGAAGCGGAAAUGUGACUCGAAUUAUGUUUAGUUUUUCUAAGAUCAUAUUUCGGAUUUCCAACAGCUAUUUCUUUGAUUGUUUCGUGAGAAACGAGGUGUCGUGUUCGUGUUUUACCGGAUAGUCGUUCCUACGUGCGUGAGACGUGAUGAUGAUGGACGCCUGCUGUUCCCGCUUCACGGCGGCGGAGGGCGGCGCCCGACUAGCCGCCGCAGCCUCCACAAAGAACAUCCUAGCCGUGGAGUAUGCUAGCUUCAUACCUGUCCGACUACUCUAUGAAAAAGCCCACCAGAUCCGCGGGUCUCUUUUUGAAGGCAGUAAGCGAUCAAUAUACAUAACUCGAGCUUCCAGAGUACAAGUGGUAGCGUUUGAACUGAAGAUACUGACCGACCUCGGCACGGUAGCAGCCCAGACGUACGAUGAGGUGUAUGAUUGGAUGGCUGAGUUGGAGACUAAAGAGGUCGUAAUAUGCACUUCGGCAGUCCUGAAACGGAUAUUACAUGAGGAGUUAUUGUCUAUGUCUAAUAUCAACGUACUUAUUGUAGACAGCUGCCAUCUCAUCUAUAAAGAUGAAGAUUUGAAAUAUAUUAUGCGCACCUACAAAGAAUGCUCGAAAAAUGAUCAACCAAUAAUCCUAGCACUAACAUACCCACUGUUCAAUUCGAAAAAAGACUCCGAAGACAAGAAAGAGACAGCCGAACAAAGCGAGAAAGAGAAACAAGACACAAUUACUACAAGCGAGAAAGAGACGGCACAACAAAGCGAGAAAGAGAAACAAGAGAUAAUUUCUACAAGCGAGAAAGAGACGGCACAACAAAGCGAGAAAGAGAAACAAGCCACAAUUACUACAAGCGAGAAAGAGACGGCACAACAAAGCGAGGAAGAGAAACAAGAUGCCAUUGAGAAAGAGAAUACAGAAGAUUUGACGGCUCCGUCUUCGGAAGGUGCGAGUGAGACGCCAAAUAGGAUUUUUGAACGUGCGAAAGGGACGGAGAUUGAAGAGAUUGGUGUUUAUAAGAACUUGGACGAUUUUGAUAUGUAUGAGAAGUUGGAGUGGAAAAUAGAAGAAUUGGAGAAGGAAUUGUGUUGUCAAAUGGAUUUAGCUGAAGAUAUAGAUGGCGGGAAGAGAAUGUCAGCCUCAGUAAGCAAGCCUCGGGAGCUUAUAAUUGAGUAUGAUGGCAAACCGACAGAAGAACAGCUGCCCGAUAUAUAUAGAGACUUAGAUAAGUACAUGAGGGAUACCGUGCAAGAUGCUUUGGACUUUAUCGAAGAUCAUAGACACGACCCCACGGAAAUAUACGGCGAUGAGUUGUAUGAUGAGUUCAUGAGCAUUCCAGACCCCACCAUAGACCCCAAAAUGGUGUUCAAGAAGUUUCUAUACGUUUUGGAGCAACUAGGACCCUACGCAGCCGACAAAGCAGCAUUCUGUCUCCUAAACAAACUAGAAAAACUAAAAAUUAAAAUUCCUUACGAGAGACAUUUCAUUCUCAUGUGUCUAUGUACGACAGUUUUUAUAAAAAUUCGAUGUUACGCCGAACUAGUAUUUAACACCAUAGAGGAUGAAUGGACCAGAAUCAAAACGUUUUCGACACCGAAAAUAUUACGAUUCGUCGAAAUUUUGGAAAAAUUCAAACCGCCCGAGUCAAAGAAUUCGACAAAUGUCAGAUCGGACUGUGAUAGUGCAUCUAUCAAACCCGAUGCUGAUCUUGACAGCAAAGAUGACUCAGAUAAUACGAAAAAGAAAGAAGACAAUAUAAAAAAACUACUAAAAGAUAUAGAAUCGUGUGAUUUUAACACUUUAGGCGACAAAAUACAAGACAAAGUCCAUAUAUACGAAACUAAUCUGAAAGAAUUGCCCAAUUCUAAAUCGGAUAGCGACGAAAAAUCCGAUUCGACGCCGGAAAGUCCGAAAAACCAACCGAAUGAUAUACCAAACGAAUUUUCCGAACCAAAAUCUGACAAUAAUGAUCAAUUAAAAAGUCAGCCGGAUGGUCAACAGAAUAGUCAGCCGUCCGUUCAAGAUAGUCAGCCAGCAACUAAAAUUGGAAUGGAUCAUAAAGGGAAUGAAUUUCUUUUUCAACAACGAGGUUUAUUAGGGUUUACCAGAAGAGCUGGGAAUAGGCUGCGGGGUAAAUCUAGGAUGCAAAGGAAUAAUGCAGCCAGAGCCCUGCAGAUGCAACAGAACCCUGAUGCUUUGUGCGGCAUUGUUUUUAUGAAGGAGCCGCUUAUUGCCAAGAUCAUGUUCAUGGUGAUUGUGGACAUGUCCCGCUGCAACCCGUGUCUGAGUUACGUGUGUGUGCAGUUCUGUGCCACCGAGUCCCCGGCCGACCCGGGAACCGAACCCAGGGAGUGUUUGAGGCAGGGAAAGCGACAGGAGGAUGUGCUGAAGAAAUUCCGUAUGCACGAAUGUAACCUACUGCUAGCGACGUCAGCACUAGAGGAGGGCAUUGACCUCCCGCGGUGUAACCUCGUACUGAGGUGGGAUGUACCACCUUCGUACCGUUCGUACGGCCUGUGCCGCGGGCGCGGCCGCGCGGCGCGCUCGGCGGCCGCCCUCCUGUGCAGCGACUCCACCGACACUACUGCACUGUUGCUACACCAUGUCGCGACCUACAGGGAACUCGAUCAGAUCAUCAGCCGUAAAUGUGGCUGCGGAAUUCAGGACGAACCACCCCAAUCCGAAGAAGAUCAUGCAGACGCAUUCACCACAUUUGUUAAACCAUAUUCUCCCAACGACAAUAAAAAUACAAAUCAAAAAAAUACAGAAACAGUCAGUGACACAGUGGCCAUCGAUGACACAGACGCCAACGACACUCUGUCAACGAAUGACACAGAACCAAUAUCCGCGAAUGACGCUUUUCAAAUAAAUGACGCGAUGUCAAUCGACAUGAAUGACGCUCAGCCAAUGAAUGACGCGGUCGACAGUAUAUGUCGAAAUGAUGUUAAUAUACAUAAUUUGGAUAUUAACAAUGAUUUAGUAGAAUUGAAUGAUAAAAUAGCUAAUGAUUUGAAAAUUGAUGAUAAUAAAAAUCAAAUCGAUGGAGUUUUACCAAACAAAGAAGGUUUAGAUAAAGAUGUGAUAUCUCAAAACAAUGAGACUGGUGAAAUAGAACUGAAUCCUUCUACAAAAGAUGAAAAAAUACUCGAAAAUGACGUUAAAAGUGAUAUAUCAAAUAAAAUAGCGCACAAAGAUAUAGAUGUGUCGUCCAAAGAUAAAGAUAUGUCGUCAAAAGAUAUGUCAUGCAAAGGAUAUUGUAAUAAGUGUUUUAAUGCGAAGUUAAAUGGUGUUUGUUUGUGUACGAAUGUGAAUUUAUAUUAUCAGUUGUUGGCCAAAUCUAAUAAUAGCAACCGCGGUGAACAUAGAAAGGGUCAAAAUGAAGAAUCCUUUGCUAGCGUCGAUUUGAGUACGGCUAUCGCUUUGAUCAAUCGGUACUGCGGCAAGCUCCCAUCGGAUACUUUCACCCGGCUGGCUCCUCAGUGGUGGACUGAGGAAGUGGAAUUGCCGGUCAAAGGAACCGGGCAGGUCAGGCCGGCCUAUAUAUGUACUCUACGGCUACCACUCAACUGUCCCGUCAAAUAUAAUAUUGUGGGUCACCCAAUGCCGACGAAGGUGUUAGCUCGCCGAAUGGUCGCGCUACAAGCGUGUCGGAUACUACACAAGUCUGGCGAGCUGGACAAUCAACUAAUGCCCAUAGGUAAAGAGAACUUCAGAGCGGUGGAAUUGGAAGGUGUGAACAAUAUCGGUACCUACACGGGUAAUGAACCCGCCGACGCCCACGACUCCGCCCGCCCCGGCACUACUAAACGAAGGCAGUAUUAUUAUAAACGGACAGCUUGGGCGUUUACUGACUGUCAACCGGUAAUAGACUCCACGGACGAACAAAUCUACCCGGGUGUCGACCCUGAUACCCUGGACAUACACAGCGAUGUAGAGGCUACCAGCCAGGAGGAGAAGAAGGAGGGGACUAGACAUAAGGAGGGCAGGAGGGAUGCCGGUAAACGCAACAUGCUGUAUGCGAUAGUAUCAAAGUUAUGGUGCGCCCUACCCGAACGGUAUAAUACUCGAGGCAGGCGACUCCACGCGCCGCAACUAGCUAGCCAGGCUAUUGGGAUACUCAUGGCCAGGCAGGAGCCAGACAAUCUCCAGAUCCCGUCGUUCCCGGUGUACACGCGGUCGGGCGAGGUGCGAGUGUCCGUGGAGCACGUGGCCGGGGCCGACGUCAGGAUGUCGCCGCGACGAGCUAAACUCAUUCGAAGGUUUAUGCGAUUUGUAUUCGCGGAAGUAUUGCGCGUACGUCGGCGCGGUAUGAAACUACAGAGCGAAGGUUCUACCCACAACAACUACUACAUCGUGCCUACAGUUAAAACGGUGUCUCCAGACGGUCUACACAAGAUAGACAUAGACUGGGACUUCCUAGAACUCAUAUACCAACAUACGGAAGAGAAGAAAGCGAGUGACUUAGAGAAACCAGUACUGUGGCAGGAGAUGCCUGAAGAGGAGAAGUCUGAGAAGGAUUCUAACAGACGCAGAAGAGGCAAGAAGCGAAUGGCGAAUCCCCUCUUGAAACAAGGCGAAACGUUUGUAUUUGACGCGGAAAGAUACAAGGAGGCUGUAGUCACGCCCUGGUAUAGGAACCAGGAUCAACCUCAGUUCUUCCUAGUAGCAGAAAUAUGCUGGAAUCUAACUCCAGACUCCUCGUUCCCAUCGGCCACCCACCAGAGCUUCAGAGACUACUACAGCACGAAGUAUGGAGUCACUCUCACGCAGAGGGACCAACCACUGCUCGACGUGGACCAUACUUCUGCUAGACUUAAUCUACUUACACCUAGAUACGUAAACCGCAAAGGCGUAGCCCUUCCCGUGUCAUCAGAGCGCACCCGGCGAGCUAAACGAGAUCGCUUGGAUCAGAAACAGAUUCUAAUACCGGAGCUAUGUCGCGUGCAUCCAUUCGCCGCGCCGCUCUGGUUCGCUACUGUAGCAUUGCCCUGUGUCUUGUAUAGGAUAAAUGCCCUCCUGAUAGCAGACGAGAUACGUCGCGCGGUUGCGAUAGACGUAGGUCUAGGUAUACCGAAGAUCAAUGAUCACACCAUGCCUGGCUUCCAGUGGCCAGCGCUGGACUUCGGGUGGAGUUUGGCUGAGGUUUUGAGCGCAGAUUCAGAAAAGAACGACAAAAAGAAGGACGAGGAUGAAUCUAAGAAAGACAUAAAGGACAGUGAGAGCAGCAGUGACAAAGAAAAGACAGAAGCAGACGGCUCACAGAAGAGUACAGAAGAAGACACAGGUCUAGAAGAUGACACACCCCCUGUAGAGAAGACUAUCAAUGAUAUACUGCAGGAGAAGGAAGCUGCUGAGGCUGACGCUGCUUUUGAGAUAGGUACUUGGAGCAACGACAUGGCGUCCUCGAUCCCCGAGACGUCGGAGUACGACGAACUGAUGGAACCUCUUCCUCCCAACCUCACCUUCUGUACUUCUGCUUCUGGAGGUACAAAUUGGUGCGAUCCUGUAGUCAAGCCGAAAUACAACCAAUAUGGAGCGUCAAAGAACUUCUCAAUGGCUGACAGCGAUGAUUCUUUUAUGUCUAGCGAUCUAGAUUCAGAUGAUACAGACCUAGACUACGACGGUAGCGAUGAAGAUGCAGACGCCAAUGGAUUCUGCAGCAGUAGGAAUGCUAACACGACAAUGGGCGUUCGCAUUGAGUAUAAGACUGCUCAUGAAGCUGAAGCAUUCGACAUAGAACGAACUAAGAAGGUGAAUCCUGCGCCGUUGCCUGAUGAGGAAGACGACGCCAACGACAGGGCAAUACAUGAUGAACUCAUCCGUCAGGGGAGCGCGCCUGACGAGUACAUACAAAAGUUCCGUUCAGCCGUCACCCAACACAAACAAGAUAUCAUAGAUAAGAACCAACUAAUAACCAAAGAGGAUGAUAUCACAGAAAUCCUACCAGAGACAAAGGAAACGUACCAUAGCUCCAUAAUCUGUAAAAAAACUGAAACACAAGCCAUAGACGAAUUAUUCCCGUACACCACAGACGAAUUGGAAAUCAAGGACGGACAAAUAAGCAUAGAAAGUAUAGAGAGAAACAAACGAGUGUUGCUAGCUCAAAUAAAAGAAAAAAUACCAAGCUACCAAUUGAAGAAAUUAAAUUGCUUUUCCAUGAAAGAUAUUAAUAUUGAUUCGAAAGAUUAUAUUAAUGAAAAGAUUGUUAACGUUGGUUUUGAUAAUAAAGAGGGGUAUAAAGAUGUUUGUAAGGGGAUGGGGGAGUUCAUACCGUAUUAUACGGAUGGAAGGGGGGGCAAGGAAUUCGAUUUUGAUUUCCAACCCGUGCUGGAAGGGCAUCCUGGACCGAGUCCUAGUGUUAUUUUGCAGGCGCUUACAAUGUCAAAUGCGAACGACGGUAUAAAUCUAGAACGACUAGAGACGAUUGGCGACAGUUUCUUAAAGUUUGCUAUAACCGCAUACUUGUACUGCGCGCACCCUACCGUGCAUGAGGGGAAACUCAGUCAUAUGAGGAGUAAACAGGUAUCAAAUCUGAACCUCUACCGACUAGGCCGUAACAAGCGACUGGGCGCGCGUAUGAUUGCGUCCAAAUUCGAACCACACGACAACUGGCUACCUCCCUGCCAUAAGCCACCUCCUACUUUACAUCCGAGGUUGAAUGGCGAAGGUAAAGACGUGAUGCAGCAUCUGGAAACUCCAUUGGACGCUGCGGGGUGUUUCAUCCCGUACAACUUGAUUACCCAGCACAGCAUACCAGAUAAAUCAAUAGCGGAUUGCGUGGAAGCCCUGAUAGGGGCGUAUUUACUGGAGUGCGGUCCCCGUGGGGCCCUACUGUUUAUGUCGUGGCUGGGGAUCAGGGUGUUGCCGUGUCACCACGUCGAGUUGGACGAUAAUCACCCGUUUGUGAAACGAGUGAAGAAGAUGGAGAAAGAUAAUCAGGAACCCAAAUCCCCCUCAACACCGGACCUCAAGCGCAGUUCCUCUACAUCGUCAUGUUCGGACGACGACAGUCCCCCCCAGCAGGAAGUGUUCCCCGCGGAGGACUGGUCGUGGCCGGCCAGGGCGGUCGGCUCGCUGCAACCUUACAGAGAUGCGGACGGCAAGUGGAUGCAGCCAAUAUUUGGCGAGUUGAGGGCGCCACCGUCGCCUUUGCUCCGGUAUAUAGAAGAUCCUGAAGGGGAGUUGGAACAAAUGCUCUCAGGUUACGACGCCCUCGAAAGGACCCUCCAGUACCGGUUUAAAGACCGCUCUCUGUUACUGCAAGCGUUGACCCACGCCUCUCAUCAUAGCAACCGUCUGACUGAUUGCUAUCAAAGAUUGGAGUUUCUAGGAGACGCCAUAUUAGAUUACCUAAUAACCCGUCACCUAUACGAGGACCCGCGGCGUCACUCGCCGGGCGCGCUGACCGACCUCCGCUCCGCACUAGUCAACAACACUAUAUUCGCUACUUUAGCGGCUCGACAUGGGUUUCAUAAAUAUUUUCGCCACAUGUCGCCCGGACUGAACGAGGUGUUAACUAAAUACGUGAAGAUACAGGAGGAGAAUGGACAUUCCAUUAGUGAAGAGCAUUACUUAAUCCAAGAGGACGCGAUGGAACAAGCUGAAGACGUAGAGGUCCCCAAAGCGUUGGGUGACCUCUUCGAGUCCGUGGCUGGUGCUAUUUUCUUGGAUUCAGGUAUGUCCCUGGGCGCUGUAUGGAAGUCGUACGUGAACCUGAUGGGAGCUGAGUUGGAGGCGUUCAGUGCGGCCGCGCCGAAGUCUCCCGUAAGGGAACUACUUGAAGCUGAACCUGAUACGGCUAAGUUUGGCAAACCAGAACGCCUAGCAGACGGGCGUCGCGUCCGCGUGUGUGUCGAAGUUUUCGGCCGCGGCACCUUCAAGGGGGUCGGCAGAAACUAUAGGAUAGCUAAAGGAACAGCUGCGCGAUGCGCCUUAAGACAUUUGAAGGUUCAUAGAGCUCGCUAGCAGAAGGAGACUUGGUAAGAUAAGAUGUAGAUUGCCAAAGAAGAAAUAAAGUGUCAUCUCGUUUCGCUAAAGACUGGAAUUCCUUGUCAGAGUCUAUGUUUCCUGAAGGGUAUAACCUGGGUGUCUUCAAGGCUUGAGUGAAUAGCUUGCUUAUGGGACGACGUGCUACAUCGUAGACCGCAUCAUCGCUUACAGGCGAGAUAGCAAACGUCAACCUAUUCAAUAUUAUUUUGGAAGCUUUCAUUGAUUACAAUGACAAAAUGUAUUAAUAAUAUUGUAACAUAAUUCCUGUACUCACACCUCUAUCUAUGACUAAAUCGUCAACAAGCGUGAUGUUAUGUAAAGUCUUUUCUUAUGCAUACGAAAAGACUGAUUUCGUCUUAGAUUUAAGCUUAAUCUAGAUUUUUAACGGCGCAAUACACCGAAACAACCUCAAUAUAGCUAACAUAGGGAAAUUUUGAUAUGCAAAUUUAAAAAAAAAACAGAUAUUAACAUAAUAUGUAAAUAAUUAAUUCGUGUAUUGUUCAGAUGAGCCUCGUUGGCCGAGUGGUCGCAAGUGCGACUGCCGGGCAAGGAGUCUGGGUCGGACAAUGUUUUAUUGGGGUGUAAAAAAAUCUUCAGUGUAAGCACGGAGUCUGGAAUUGUGCCCGGUAUAUGGCAAUAGACUCACCCCCUAUUACAUGGGA